CAAUUGUCAAACAGUUAGAUUUGAUACGUAUGGGUUGUGGUUGUGUUGCUAAUUGCCGCUAUAAAAAUAUUAAAAUAAAAUUUUUAUUAAAAGUGCUACUCGAAGUCUACUAUUCGGAUAUCUUGCUGCUAUCAUUGUUUUAAUUGAUAUCUACUCUAAUACAUCAUAAUGGCUACCGUGCGCGAUCCUACAGUUGUGGGUGUGACACCGUUCAAUGCAGUGGAGGAUGCAGCAGCCCUCCGCUCCGCCAUGAAAGGCUUUGGUACUGACGAGGAUGCCAUCAUCGCUAUCCUCACCAGCAGGUCUAAUGCUCAGCGGCAGGCUAUAUCGCAGGCUUUCACACAUGAAUAUGGAAGGGACUUAAUCGAAGAUCUAAAAUCCGAGCUUGGUGGUCACUUCGAGGACGUGAUCAUUGCGCUGAUGCUGCCCCCAGCGGAGUACCUCUGCAGGGAGCUCCAUCACUGCAUGGAUGGCAUCGGCACUGAUGAGAAGGUGCUCGUGGAGAUACUGUGCACGCGCACUAAGAAGGAAAUAGCGGAGAUUGUGGAGACUUAUGAGAGAUUGUACAACCGACCUUUAGCUGAGCACAUGUGUUCAGAAACCUCUGGGGAUUUCCGCAGACUACUCACUCUUAUUGUUACUAGAUCGUCCCAGGGCGCGAGAGAUGAAGAGGCUGGCGUGGACCAGACCCGGGCUGCGGAGGCAGCUCAGCAACUGUAUGAUGCCGGAGAGGCCAAGUGGGGCACUGAUGAGGAGAUAUUUAAUAAGAUCCUAGCCCACGAGAGUUUCGGCCAAUUGCGCGCCAUUUUCGAAGCGUACAAGAACAUAUCCGGUCGCACGAUCGAGCAGGCGAUCAAGGCGGAGAUAUCCGGGGAACUCGCUGAGGCCUUGAGUGCUAUUGUGGAGUGCGUGGAGAACGCGCCCGCGUGGUUCGCGCGAAGGUUGCGGGAUGCCAUGCAAGGGGGGGGUACUGAGGAUCGGAUCCUAGUCAGGAUCCUGGUAAAUAGAUCCGAGAUCGAUCUCGAGGCUGUCAAGCGGGAGUAUGAAGUGCUGUACGAUAAGACGCUACUGAGCGAUGUUGCGCAGGGAGAAACUUCAGGCGACUACAGAAAGGCGCUCAUCGCGCUACUCGGCCCGGCCUAAACAAGAUUUUAGGAAGAGUUUUAGCAGCUUUUAGAUUCAUAGGAAUCUCGAAAUUUUUGCUCUUUUAAUAUUUAUUAUACAAUAUGUUUACGAAAGUAUUUUGUAAGGUAACUAAUCUUUGAAACAUCCUACUAAAGCUACCUGAUUGGAAUAUUUGUAGACAGAAUAUUUAUUGUAUGUAAUGUUUCCUCAAUUCGUGUGGCCUUAGAAAAGCCUAAAAGUGCUUUGAUUGUUGUAAUAGAAUAAGAGAUUAUUUAGAGUUUAAAAAUAUAAUUUUUGACAUGUCAAGACAAAAAUCAUUCCACCGUUAAUUUAUUUUAUCCAGUGUUGUAAGCUUUAAUUCUUGUUUUCUUCUUAAAUAUAUAUUUAUAAUGAUA
This is a messenger RNA of Colias croceus (clouded yellow), 1520 nucleotides long. RefSeq names its product annexin B10 (gene AnxB10). Gene Ontology annotation, molecular function: calcium-dependent phospholipid binding; calcium ion binding. The record is from RefSeq and is a predicted model, not a curated record. The coding region runs from base 169 to 1143 and encodes 324 amino acids. NCBI's taxonomy places the organism in Eukaryota, Metazoa, Arthropoda, Insecta, Lepidoptera, Pieridae. The transcript has 8 exons. Gene Ontology annotation, cellular component: cytoplasm.